Molecule: messenger RNA, 6334 nt
Organism: Neoarius graeffei (lesser salmon catfish)
Lineage: Eukaryota; Metazoa; Chordata; Actinopteri; Siluriformes; Ariidae
Product: proline-rich transmembrane protein 4
Exons: 5
Coding region: 411-3620 (1069 amino acids)
Source: RefSeq, a predicted model, not a curated record
CACACACACUGUAAUUCACACGCUCGAACUGCGCCAUUGCAAAAAGUGCAUACGUCACUGCGCAGACGUGAAGUCUGCCAGAAUGAGAGGCGUUUUGAGGCAGCCAGUGAAGGGAGCUGUGGAAGACAAACCGCGCGCGAGUGAGAGAUGAAUUUAGUCGCGAGACACAGACGGAGGGAGGACGGCUCUGACCCAGCGCCCUCAGCCGCAGGGCUUCGGUUCACCUUCUGGAACACGAUCGCGGACUCGGCACAUCUGGAACACUAGCUGGGUCCGAGGCAAAACCAAAAAGGUACGAGGGGUUCAGUGUACACUUUCCUUGAACUAUAUUUGAUGGACGACAGAUUGCUUCCUACAUGUGGAAUGUAGUCAUGCCUCAUUCAUUCCAUUCCACAGAUUCAUGAGCAGACAUGGAACACAGCAGCCAUUUCUUGAGGCGUUCCUUGAGAAAUCAGAUCACUUCCAUGGCGCUUCUGCUAAUGAUCCCCUUGCUUCUUGCUCUUGUCCAUCCAACUGCAAGCCAAGUGUAUGUAAACUCUUCUUUAAAUGAUGAUGACAACAUAACCAUAACACCUGCUCUAGAACAAGCCGAUCAGACACAGGAGAGUCUAAGGCCUUCUCAUCCCAUAGACUGGACUGAAGUGCCUGACCAAAUAAUGGGUUCAAGUGUUAAGACAGAAAGAGUAACAGACAGAAAUGAUUCUGUUGGAGUCAGUGAGCAAGGAGACACGAUAUCAAAUGGGAAACCAGAGGCUAUAAAUCAUAAAUUGGAGGAGUUUUCAACGAAACCUUCAAAAAUGCACAUGAAAGUUGACCUUACAGAACAUUCCCGAUCACCAAACAACAGAACCAAUGGUGGACUUCGCCAAACUCAACAUUCCACUGUGAGGCCUGUUACCACAGUACCCACCCAAAAGGUCGGAGGUUAUUCUGGAAAGGAAACCGUUACAUUUAUACCCAUCAAACAAGAUUCUGGAGGAACUACAAUAGUAGAGGCAGAGACAGUGCCCAAAAAAGCAAUUACUGACACCAAUACCAAAGACUGGUCAACGUCAGCAGCAUUACGUCCCACGAUAAUUAACUUAAAGUCAUCAACUGACUCUGAUGAUGCUGACCAAGCCCGAUCAUCUCAUACCUUUGUGACAGCUGUGUCCAUCAGUCAUAUAAAGCCUACUGUUGGCUUAGUGCUUCAGGCUGAAACCUUCACUGCUACAGCUACACUGCCCAACAAGGAACCACCAACACCAGUUCAUUCCCCAGUGAUCGCUGAUAAGAUGAACACUAGUGGGGCUGAUCUAGGAGCUAAGCAAAGCAGUACCACUGGAACACAACAUCAAUCAAAAGAAAGUCCAUCAACUUCACCAUCAUUUAAUCACACCAUCACUACCCUACUCGACACAAACAUGUCCGACGUUCAGCUGAGGACACCACCACAAAGUGGUGAACAUUCCCCAGCUACCUUGACUACACAGCAGCCCAAGAGCACAACACAGUUAGCAAGCACAACAACGAUAACCAAUCAGAAGUUAGAAGGGGCUGCAUUUCAAGGAACAGGUUCUACAACAAGCAGCCAGCACAGAGUAGACCUCGAAUCUUCAAAAAGCACAACAAAACAGCACAGCACAGCAGAUACAACCACUUCUCAAAGCACAACUCUGCCCCUCCCUAUGGGACGUGGACGUUUGCUCCCAAUGGACAAUGAUGCAAGACCAGAAGAAGAUAAUUCUCUAUCUCUGGGGAAUACCUCAUUAGUUAAACUUGGACCCACCCCUUCUGCAAAUUCCUGUGCAACAGGUUUGGGCCUCUGUUCUUCUCCUGAAGACCGGACACCCAGUGAAGCCCCUGCCUUAAACCAGACCUUGCUGGUGUGGGCUGACCUGAGCCACACACUGACGUUUGCCUGGGAGAUGCAUGUUUUUGGCUCUGCUGCCCUCUUCCUGCUUCUCACUGCUGGGUCUGCUUUGGGUUUAAUCCUGGCUCCCAGCAUGCACUGCCCUCACCGUGGGGCACUAGCACUUGCUAAUGGCCUCCUGCUCCUCACAGGUAUAAUCCGAGCCAUUUACUUCUUGGUUGAUCCCUAUGGUUCUCGUCUGCUCUUGCCAUUAUCAGUUGCCACAGCCCUGUGUACAUUACCAUUACCUCUGUUAAUAUGGGUGCAUUCUGCAGUGGUGGUGUUGGUGCUAAAAGGGGCUGAGGUGGUUUUGCUGCCUCCACCUCUUCAGCACCCACCUCUUCUGCACCCACCUCUUCUGGCUGUGAUGGCCAUUCUCCAAUGUACUCUACUGCUAGCUGCUGACCUGCUGUCACCUGCACUGUCACCUGCCGUACCUGUUGUCCUGCAAAGCCUUACUUUGACUGCUGGGUUGGUACUGUGCCUAGGUUACAUAUUCCUUGUGCUGCCACGGCUCUCCAAUGUCCAGGUAGGCCACAGUAGGGAUAAAGGGCUAAGUAGUUCAAAGAUGAGGAUGCUAGUACGUGUGCUAGCAGGGUGUGCGCUUCUCGGGGCAUUGUGCUGUCUGUUGCACACUUAUACCUGCUUUUGGCUGUACGGGCUGCUAGGGGACUGGCGCCAUUUCCGCUGGGCUUGGUGGCUGGUUCAGUUCUGGGCACGACUGCUUGAACUUACAUGGGCCUUCUGUCUGUUGCUGCUGAGCUCCUGGGUUUUCUGGAGACCUCAAGGGGGUCAGAUGGGGAGAGCUCAAGGACAGGGAGUGGGUGUCACAGGUGACCUCACCUCGCCCUGCUCAUCCUCCAAUUCUUCAGAAACACACACUUGCUGGGCAAAGAUUGUGCAGAGCCUGAAGGGGAGGCCUUGUAGGAAAUCUGACAGCAAUGGGGUGGGAGGGGCUAGUGGUGGUGGGGUUGCAGGGGAGCUGCCUAAUAACUGGGCAGGACAGGAACGCUCAGGUGUAGACAUCAGCAAGAGCCUUAUAAGAAACCGGGACCUACCCAAAGAAAGCAACCGUGGACGUAACCAGAGAAGCAUUGACGGUUCAUUUGGGUCAUUGCUAAGGCUGCAGGCACUCAAUCGGCCACACCAGUGCUCAGUGAGCAGCAGUCUGGACCGGGAAAAAGAAUCGGCUGUCUCACUUUAUGACUUUGACUUGCGUCCUCCAUCCCCAAUUGACCUGACCCGUAGUAUUGACGAGGCACUGCACCGGGAGCAUGUGCUCAGGGGUGGUAGCUUGUUUCAUCCUCUGGGACCCCCGUCACCACCUCCAUCUCCUGAGACUUGGAUGCGCAGGAACAGUGAUCCUCAAAUUAUGCUGUCAGAGAGCAGUGAUGAACACACUCUGUUGACGGAGUCCUCCGCUGGCUUAAACCGCUCCAUACCCAGUGCUGUCCCAAGCCGGCAGGUAACAGCUCCUCCUACACCCACCCAUCAAGGCCCACGCUGGACCUCUCAAGCUCUUGUGCCUUCCUCCAUUUCCUGCCCCAUCUCCUUGCACCCCUCUCCUAGUAUGGGUCGAGCCCUGAGUCCCAGCACAGACGAUACCAGACCGUUCCUCACCCCUGACCUAGAUAAGGUGGGGUCUGACAAUGGAGGGGAGAGGAGCUACCUGACGGCCAAUCGCCAUGAUGACUCAGCGAGUGUCACAAGUGACAUAAUCGAUCUUUGAACUGACUUUAUUGGUCAGAGACCCAUGACCUAGGAAACAACCACCUGACAUUACCUGAAAGAUAAUAUGGACUAACAUUUAGUCUGCUGUGACCUAGAAUAAAAAAGAAAUAUCAGAUUGGACUUAAAGUUAGAACAUAGUAGGUUUGCAUGCAGUUUGCAUUAUUUUUACGAGUCACCUAUUUUAUUCUUGGGGUGUUUGUUCAUACCUUUGGUUUUGCACACCUAUGUACAUAUUUAAGGUUAAGGAGCAAAGUGAAAGAAGCAGCUGUGUUCAGAAAAUGUUAAGAACUAGCAUUUCUUUUUUUAACAUUUAUGCAUAUGUAUUAUUUUUAUUAUUUAUAAAUCAGCUGAGAGUAUUAAUUCAACAUGUCUGAAUCAUUUCAAAACAUUCAUUUGCAAAUAUUAGCUGAUGGUUGUUGUAAAUUUUAGUAUGUUUGGAGGAACUUUUUUAAAAACUUGGUUUGGACUUUAUUUGUAACUGACUGAAUUUCAGAGACUAUAUUACAUCUUGAGAGUAACCGAGACAUUUAGUAUGUUAUGAGAUUAGAAAUUGUGUCUGUAUUACUUUUUUUUUAUGCACCAAGCUGAUGGACACUAAAGUCAUAUUACAAUACAUGAGAUCACACAAAUCUAAUCAAGUAUUUCUUUGCAAAUGACAUUUUUUCUAGAAAUUUUGUGGAGAGUUAUUUUACUAGAAAUGUUUGGGAAAGGGUUUUUUUUUCAGUUGGUUUGGACUUUUCCCAUAACUGACGGAAAAGUUGUAUCCAAGCACUUACGUAUGUCUUUUCUAUGAAUGUAAGUGUGAGUGAUUUGUGCUGUGUUAUGACAUGAGAGGUCAUGCCAAUAAUGAACACAAAAGUCAUUGACUGAGGGUAAAAUAUUAUGAUAAUACAGAGAAUAUAGUAAAAGUAGCAUGACCACUUGAUUCAUUGUAAUAGCAGACAUUCCAGUCUUAAUGCAAGACUCAUGCAACAGUUCAACUUAAUUAGCAGUUCAAGUGAUUAAAUUACCAUUAAUUCACAUUUCGAGGUCUUAAAAUUGUAAAUAAUGUUUUCAAACACAUGGCAUAUAAUUUUUACUUACUGUUUUGUGUUUUUGAAGGACUGCACAGUUGCAUUUAUUGCAGAUGGCAUUACUACGUUUGGUUGUUCUUUUUUUCGGCACAAAAUACAAUUCAGCCUGAGAGAAGAUAGAAAUAAAUGUGCCAGCUUCAGAUAUAGAAAAAGAAAUGUGCUUUUAUUAGUCAUAAUAAAAAAACGACAACACAGGUAGCUCUACAAAGCCUCAAUUUAACAGAUGUUGUUUAUAAUAAAAAUUUAGUAGAGUGUAAGAGGAAUAUAUAUAUAUAUAUAUAUAUAUAUAUAUAUAUAUAUAUAGUGCACUAUCCCUGCCUAUUUUACCUUAUAUUUGACAUGAUGGGUGCAAGAUGUCUCUGAAGGGCAAAAAUAAAUUCAGACAUGCACUACAUCCGAAACAUACACAAGCAAAAAUAUGGAUUUUGGGGGAAAAUUUUUUGCACCACCAUUUUUCCAUCACUUGACUCCUAUUGAAUGACUUUAAAAGACUCAAAGCUGAAAGCAGAAGCUGUUCACCAUUAAAGUUCCAUAGUCACGCUCUAUAGCACUAUCAUUUAAUAGUGUGAGCUGCACUAGCAAAAUAUAUUCUAGAAUUCAGUCAAUUUGCAACGUUUAUGCCAUUUCCAGUGAUGAUGUAGAAAGAACACACUCCUAUUCAUGACGGUCCCUUAAAUUGGCCGAUUUUUACUUGUUCACAAACUACAUGUAGUUGCUCUUGACAUCAUUAUCAUUCCUCAGAAGAGCAGGAUGACAUCAGCUUUCACACAUUAUGAUGUAAAAUAGAUGUCUUUAGAUUUUUAAUGAAAAAGAAACAACUAAAAGGAAAAAAAAAGACAGGCGAAUAUUAAGGCAAUGGCUACAGCUGGUGCAAACAUCAUUAACUCUUCUGAGAAUAUCAUUUAGAGUAUAAUUUAAUGUCAUAUCUUAUUUCCAAUCAGGCAGUGCAUGCCUUAAACAGCAAACCCGAGAUUAUGUGUAACAUAAAAUAAAAUGUAAAUAUUGCUAUUUUUGUGGUUUGUAAAUAAAAAUAUGCCAUGUUCAGAAUAACAUGAAAUAUAUUUACUGUGAAUGACAAUCCUGCAUAGUGCAAGUAUAUUUCCAGGCACAAUACAAGGACUGGCAUUAAAGAGACUCUUAUUUUUUUAGAUACGUAAAAGUAUAGGAAAAAGUAUAUGUUUUUCCUUGUAUUCAAAUAUCUUCCCUGAAAAUGUUAACGUUUCUCCUGUUCUCUUUACUAGAAUGCUGGGAGGAUCACAACUGUGAAAAUAUAAUGACCAGCUUGAGUUUCCACAUUCUGGUCAAUAUGUGAUUGUGUAACUGAAUGUACCUGCUCAAUUAAAUGUUGUAUUUGUGCUGUCAUAUGAUCCAAUGAAGUGCCAUAAUGAUGUCUUGAACUCCCCCAUCCCAUUCAUAUUGGGUUGGCUUUUUGUCUCUUUUUUGAUAGCAUUGUUUUUGUUAUUUGUAUUUUAUGAAUUAAGUGUCCUAGUGCCGUAUACGUGUAUUUUGUGCCAGCAUGCAUACAAAGCACAUCAGAGUCCAUCAUUUUCUUUGCAAACUGAAACAUGUUCUCUCUUAUUCACUAUGGCUAUGUAUUUUUGGGCUGAUGCCUCAGUAUGGUUUUGAUUAAAACUGAUGA